Talaromyces atroroseus is the source of this 3705-nucleotide messenger RNA. RefSeq lists its product as hypothetical. The transcript is spliced from 12 exons. The coding region runs from base 1 to 3705 and encodes 1234 amino acids. Lineage: Eukaryota; Fungi; Ascomycota; Eurotiomycetes; Eurotiales; Trichocomaceae. Gene Ontology annotation, cellular component: membrane. Gene Ontology annotation, biological process: regulation of DNA-templated transcription; carbohydrate transport; DNA-templated transcription. Gene Ontology annotation, molecular function: carbohydrate:proton symporter activity; zinc ion binding; DNA-binding transcription factor activity, RNA polymerase II-specific. The record is from RefSeq and is a predicted model, not a curated record.
AUGGACCAGUUCCAGGAGCAAUUCCCGGAGAUUUCCGACACGGCGUCUGGAGCGGGCUUUAAGAAAGGCCUGCUGACAGCGAUGAUUGAGCUGGGGGCCUUCCUGGGUGCUCUUAACCAGGGCUGGCUUGCCGAUAAGAUAUCUCGCAAGUGGUCGAUCAUGGUGGCCGUUCUCAUCUUCAUCGUUGGCUCCGCGGUUCAGACAGGUUCCAUGGAUUAUAGCACUCUUGCAGGUGGGCGUUUUAUUGGCGGCGUUGGUAUUGGUAUGCUGGCCAUGGUGGCGCCCCUUUACAUCUCUGAGAUUGCACCCCCGGAAAUCAGAGGAACACUGCUUAUAUUGCAGGAGUUGUCUAUUGUGACUGCCAUUGUAGUCGCCUUUUAUACUACCUAUGGCACUCGCUUUAUCGAUGGCCCCUGGUCCUGGCGUCUCCCAUUCCUCAUCCAGAUGAUUCCCGCUGUUGUGCUUGCUGUCGGUGUUCCUUUUAUUCCCUACUCUCCUCGCUGGCUGGUGGGCCGAGGCCGCGAUGAAGAGGCAUUGGCUGUCCUGUGCACGCUACGCUCACUUUCAUCCACCGACGAACGUGUGUUGCGUGAAUGGUGUGAGAUUCGCUCCGAAGCUGCCUACCGCAAAGAGCUCAGCGCUGAACGACACCCAGGCUUGCAAGACUCCAGCUAUUAUAGUCGUGUCAUGAUUCAUGUACACAGCUAUCUGGAUUGCUUCCGCAAGGGUUGUUGGAAACGGACGCACGUUGGCAUUGGCUUGAUGUUCUUCCAGCAGUUCGCGGGCGUCAAUGCGCUUAUUUACUACUCUCCGUCCCUGUUCGCCGCCAUGGGCCUUGACUAUGAGAUGCAACUGGACAUGUCCGGUGUUCUCAACAUCCUCCAGAUGGCUGCCUGCUUCUGGUCCCUCUGGGGCAUGGACCGACUGGGACGCAGGCCCUUACUUCUUGGGGGAGCUACAUGCAUGGCAGCUGCUCACUUGAUCAUCGCUGCGCUGAUGGGCAAAUACCAGAACAGCUGGCCGACUCACCGCGCCGAAGCAUGGGGAUGCGUUGCCAUGCUCUUUUUCUUCAUGCUCACGUACGGUGCCAGCUGGGGCCCGAUCCCAUGGGCCAUGCCAGCUGAAGUUUUUCCGGCAUCUCUCCGAGCAAAAGGCGUUGCUUUCGGCACUAUGUCCAACUGGUUCAACAACUUCAUCAUCGGCCUCAUUACACCGCCUCUCAUCCAGAAUACCGGCUAUGGCGCGUAUGUCUUCUUCUGCGUUUUCUGCGUCCUGGCCAUCGUCUGGGUUUGGUUCGUCGUGCCAGAGACCAACGGACGCACUCUAGAGGAAAUGGACCAUGUGUUUCAAGACAAUCCGGGGGAGCUGGAGCAGAUACAUCCACGGCUGAGUCUACACCGUGAGUUUGCACAUUUCCCCGCACGCUCCGUUGCAAGCUGCAACGCCUUCACUAUGUCGUCGAAACAACGCAAACAUGUCACCACCGCCUGUAUCCCAUGCCGCGAGAGCAAGGUCAAGUGCAACGGAGCGACGCCGUCGUGUUCAUACUGUCUGAACAAAGGCAGAGCUUGCCAUUACCAGGUUGGCGGCGAUAAACGGAAACUCUCUCUCCGCUUCGCUAUUGAGCUUCUCACCGGCCGAGUCGAUCAGUUAUCACAGUAUAUUCUCGACAACGGUCUUCCAAUUCCCGCCGCGACGCAAGAGAACGAGCUGGCACUGAGGAAUACCCUGGAGUCCGUGGGCUUGGGCCAUCUGAAAUUGACGCCAGACAUACCCCUGUCUCAAAAUCUCAAUGCAGAAACGACCAGCGACUACGCGGACCUGCAGUCGUUCCAUCUCCCCGAGCUAGAUACGGUCAGUCCAUCGCUUCCUGGAGGCUCCGAAUUCUACUUGCCAAUCUUUAGCGACGAUUCGGCCGGAGUCGCAAAUGGUCAGUUUCCCGAGGGCCUCCAAAACGACCUCUUUCUCGAUCAACUAUGGAACUUCGUGAGUGACGAUAUGAUCCAGCCGACGUCUUCUAACCCGACCAUUCCACCAACGUCAUGCCCCGAGCCGCAACAAGAACAGGGCGGAACAAUGAACGGCGAAGUUGAAGAGAUCGAAGAGCUUGUCAACCAGCUAUCAGAGAGGAUGGGCAGUUUGCAGGUUGGAUCUGACGGCCGAGUCCGGUUCUACGGCCCAACGUCUCAUUUCAACUUGAUGGAAAUGCCGGCUCCUGAUAACCUGACCAUCCACCGGACUGUUCGAAAAGAUGGAUUAAACCUGCUUGGCCGCCUUGGAAUUGAUAAGGAGGUACCGCAGGAGCUGGAAGAUCAUCUAAUCAAUCUCUAUUUCACAUGGCACAACCCUUCAUUCUACGUUGUCGACCGGGGUAUGUACAUCGAGGCCAGAAAGAAAUGGCGUGUUGACAUGGAGGACACUCCCUAUUACUCCGAAGCGCUGACAAAUGCCAUGUGCUGCUUGGGAGCCGCCUUCGUGCCUCGCUACCAUCCCGAAUUUGUCACUUACCCAAAAUCCGUCUCCGAUUUCUUCGCUGAUAGAGCCAAAGCGUUGCUCGAUAUUGAACUUGACCUACCUUGUGUGGCAACGAUUCAAGCAAUGGUCGUUCUCAGUGCGCACGACAUUGGCUGUAAACGAGAUGCCCGAGGAUGGCUCUAUAGCGGAAUGGCUGUGCGACUUUCUUUUGACCUAGGAUUGCAUAUUGACAUGUCGCCGCAUGUCGCUGAAGAAUCUAUUAGCCCAGCCGAGGCUGAGCUUCGAAGGAUAGUCUUUUGGGGGACAUAUACAACAGAUCACCUUUGGGGUUUCUUCCUCGGUCGACCUUUUAGAAUCAACAUGGAAGACGUGACGGUCGAGAAGCCCGGGCACCAUCUCAUCAGCGAGAGCAUCAGGAAAUGGAGCCCUUACGGGCUACCGGAGUCUGGAACAAAAGAUGUUUCAAUUACUGAUGUUUUACAACUACUGAGUGAACACCGAGUGAAAUUAUGUGAGAUAAUGGCUCCUUUAGGCCAUGCACUAUACGGAUGGUCCCAAAUCCCAGGACACACUCUUCAAUCACUAAGUGAAAGAUCUACAUCCAAACUCUUGCAAUGGAAACAAGAUCUCCCUCUAAGCCUCCGGGUCGACUUGGAUGAUACAAGUACAAUGUUUCUUCCCCAUGUCCUAUUGCUCCAUAUGCAGUACUAUCAAGCUAUCAUUCACGUUCAUCGACCGUGGAUGUCAAAGCACCAUGUUCAACCACCGCAGGGUAAAAACUCCAUACACGCUCGACGAACGUGUAUCAAUGCCGGGAUGGCCAUUGCGAAUCUCCUCAAGGUUUACGAGAAACAAUACACAUUCCGAAGAAUGGGCAUUCAGGCAGUUUCGAUAACUUGUUCUGCGGCCUUAAUGCUUAUAUUCGCAUCUGUCACCAGGACUAUCAGCAGUCAAAAUCGAGUCCAGGAAGAGAAAGAAAAUGAGGAAGAUCACGAAGACUAUAAUACCAUUCUCAGCGUGUGCUUCCGGGCGUUGGAGGAAUUCAGCUUAUCGUGGGAAAGUGCAAAGCGAGCUCAAACAUUUCUGACUAAUUUGCAACGUCUAUGGGAAGCGAGAGCUAAUGCCUAUAAUUCGUCGAAACGUGUUAUAGCGCAGUCACGAAGCAGGCCCCAAUCGCAAGCACCAGGGCCAAAGCGGUCUCGCAUGUCUGCUAACAUGUUGCAUCCUUGA